Molecule: messenger RNA, 2328 nt
Organism: Iphiclides podalirius (scarce swallowtail)
Lineage: Eukaryota; Metazoa; Arthropoda; Insecta; Lepidoptera; Papilionidae
Source: the annotation of a GenBank genome assembly
AUGGCGGAAGCGCACUCGGCGGUUGCGUUCUCCUUUGCAAUUACCCACGACGGAUGGGAUGUCAACUUCGACCGGGAGGUGCUUUAUUUGGUGUGGGAGUCGGGGCUCAGGUCGUGGAAAAAACGCUUGGCGCGAUUCCGGAACAGUGUAAGCAAUGGUGUAUACCCGGGACAUCUCCAGUCGCUCUACUUUUUAUGGGCACUCCUCGUGGCCGUACAUUUCGGCGGGUUCAACGUGCCUUUUGGCCUAGUUCAGAAAGCGUUAGCCGUUUUACCAGGGAGUUCCCCGAUGUGGCAAGUAAUCGCUUGCCUAUUGGCUGCUCUGACAAUGUGGUUGUCAGUUAUAUUCCUGAUGCGAUAUCUGCUCAAAGUCUUACUUAUGUACAAGGGCUGGAUGUACGAAUCGAGAGCGCCCGGGGCGAGGAUCUCGUUGAAGACAAUGCUCUGGGUUAGCGUCGUGAAGGUGCUCUCCGGCUGGAACAAACCCCGGCUAUAUAGCUUCCAAGGAUCGCUGCCAAGGCUACCGUUGCCCUCUGUCAAGGAUACAAUGAGAAGGUACCUGAUAAGUGUCCGUCCAUUAUUAGAUGAUGAAAAUUACAAGAGGGUCGAAAAACUUGCGAACGAAUUUGAGAAGACGAUAGCAGUUAAACUACAGAGAUACCUAACUCUGAAGUCAUGGUGGUCUAGCAACUAUGUGUCCGACUGGUGGGAGGAAUACGUUUACCUGCGUGGUCGUUCACCGCUGAUGGUGAAUUCUAAUUUCUACGGGACGGACGCCAUACUGCUGCGGCCAACCACCAGCCAAGCGGCCAGAGCGGGCGCCAUUAUCCACUUCUGCAUGCAGUUCCGCAGGCUCAUCGAGAGGCAGGAACUGGAGCCGAUAAUGCUUCAGAACAUGGUGCCCUUAUGCUCGUGGCAGUAUGAGCGUCUAUUCAACACGGUGCGCGUGCCCGGCGUGGAGACGGACAAAUUGGUCCACUACCAGGACUCCACACAUGUCUCGGUCUACCACAAGGGCCGCUACUUUAAGCUCAUGGUCUACUCAAGAGGCAGGCUGCUUAGGCCAGCUGAGAUACAGGCACAAAUCGAGCAGAUAUUGCGAGACAAGUCAGAGCCGGUGGUCGGCGAGGUGCGUUUGGCGGCAUUGACGGCGGGCGAGCGCUCCCAUUGGGCUCACAUACGCCAGACCUGGUUCAACCGCGGCCACAACCGGACCUCCUUGCACUGUAUCGAACGGGCGGCGUUCAACGUGUGCCUGGAUGACAAAGAUUACGGCUACGAAGAGAAGGACCCGAGUACAUUGGACGAGUACUGUCGCAUACUUUUGCACGGACAAGGGCACGACCGCUGGUUCGAUAAGUCAUUCAACUUGUGCUUCAGCAAAAACGGUUUCGUGGGAUUUAACGCCGAGCAUACUUGGGCCGACGCUCCUGUUAUGGGUCACCUAUGGGAGUAUGUUAUUUGGUCGGAAUUACAAAAUGGCUACACCCCAGAAGGCAAUACUAACGGCAGCGUUGAUACUCCGCCACCUCCGCCUAUCAGACUGCAGUGGGACCUAAACAAAGAGGAGCUGUUGAAAGCUAUCGACGUCUCCUACAACGUUGCCCAGAAUCUGCUCAACGACGUCGACCUACGGAUACUUAUGUACACGCAGUAUGGCAAAGGUUUCAUGAAAAGCUGCCGCGUGUCCCCAGACGCAUUUAUUCAACUCCUGCUGCAACUGUCAUACUACAGGGACGCUGGCCGCUUCUGCCUAACUUACGAGGCCUCUAUGACCCGACUCUUCCGUGAAGGUCGCACUGAAACAGUUCGCUCGUGUACCGUCGAGAGCACGGAUUGGGUCAGGUCAAUGGAAGAUCCCAAUGCUACGUUACAAGAACGCAUGGAGUUAUUUUUAAAAGCCAGCCGCCGGCACCAGCUCGGCUACCAAGACGCCAUGGCAGGAAGGGGCAUUGACCGCCAUCUUUUCUGCCUCUAUGUAGUAUCAAAGUACUUAGAAUUGGACUCGCCCUUCCUGCAGGAGGUAUUCAACGAACCAUGGCGACUUUCCACUAGUCAAACACCUCACGGUCAAACCAACAUGUUGGACAUGAAGAAAUAUCCAAAGUGUGUUAGCGCCGGUGGUGGCUUCGGCCCUGUAGCAGACGAUGGCUAUGGUGUGUCCUAUAUUAUCGUCGGUGAAGACACCAUAUUCUUUCAUGUCUCAAGCAAGAAAAGUUGUCCCAUAACGAGCUCCAGCAACUUUUUGAAACAAAUUGAAAGAUCGUUAAAUGACAUCAGAGAACUCUUCACGAAUUAUAACAAACUGAAAAGUGUAAAGAAUAGCAAA